AUGCGGCGCAGUCUGCUGGUGUUCGUCUUGGUUGCCGUCAUCGUGUUGACCCUCCUGCUACACUCGGUCUCGACGCUUCUCUCCCUCCUCAUAGAAGACGCGUCUCGGGACGCCAUCCACAGAUCAGAGCUGCCCGCUCCCAAUUCCACCCUCCUCGAGACCCGUCCGCACUUGAUCCCCAAGAUCAUUCAUCAGACGUACAUCAACGAGUCCAUUCCUGCCCACUGGGUCCCCGCCCAGAAAUCAUGUAUAGAUCUGCACCCGGACUACGAGUACAUACUGUGGACCGAUGAGAAAUCUCUCGACUUCAUUGCCAAGGAGUAUCCGUGGUUCUUGUCCACCUUUGUCGGGUAUAAGCACAACAUCCAACGGGCGGAUGCGAUCCGGUACUUUGUGCUGGCACACUAUGGCGGCGUCUACCUCGACCUGGACGAUGGCUGCCAGAGAAGGCUUGACCCAUUGUUGUCCUACACGGCGUUUGUGCGGAGGACGGUCCCUACGGGCAUCAGCAACGACGUCAUGGGCGCCAUCCCCCAGCAUCCUUUUUUCUUGAGGGUUAUGGAGUCGCUCCAAGGCGCCAACAGGUCCUGGCUCCUACCCUACAUCACCAUCAUGGCCUCGACCGGCCCGUUGUUCCUGAGUGUGAUGUGGAAGAAGUGGAUGGGUGAACACGCUCAUCUCGAUCCGGCGACUUGGAUUGGCAGAGUCAGAGUGCUCAUGCCGGACGAGUACAACAAACACUCGUGGUCUUUUUUCAAGACCUACAAAGGCUCAAGCUGGCACGGCAAAGAUGCAAGGCUGAUAUUCUGGAUGGGCAAGAAUUGGGUUCUGCUGACCGUCCUGGGAUUCCUCCUCGUCAUGACGGUGGGCUUUUUGACCUGGUUCAUCUACUCGAGGCUGCUCAUCUGGAGCGCGAGGAGGAGAACUGCUAGGGGCAGUCCUCGAGUCGUUGCAUUCAGAUUCCCCGGUGCUGCCAAGUUGCCGCUUUGGCGGAUGUGGAACGGUGGAUUUGGCACCAAGAAGCAAACGUAUGAGUUGGUCGCUCAGCAUGAUGCAUGA
This is a messenger RNA of Fonsecaea multimorphosa CBS 102226, 1059 nucleotides long. RefSeq lists its product as uncharacterized. Bases 1 to 1059 code for a protein of 352 amino acids. Lineage: Eukaryota; Fungi; Ascomycota; Eurotiomycetes; Chaetothyriales; Herpotrichiellaceae. The record is from RefSeq and is a predicted model, not a curated record. The transcript has a single exon. Gene Ontology annotation, biological process: mannosyl-inositol phosphorylceramide biosynthetic process. Gene Ontology annotation, molecular function: mannosyltransferase activity.